Amblyraja radiata (thorny skate) is the source of this 4529-nucleotide messenger RNA. RefSeq names its product amphoterin-induced protein 2. Gene Ontology annotation, biological process: brain development. The record is from RefSeq and is a predicted model, not a curated record. NCBI's taxonomy places the organism in Eukaryota, Metazoa, Chordata, Chondrichthyes, Rajiformes, Rajidae. Bases 535 to 2196 code for a protein of 553 amino acids. The transcript has 2 exons. Gene Ontology annotation, molecular function: protein binding. Gene Ontology annotation, cellular component: membrane.
UGUGUGAGCGAACGUUCCCUGUGUCUAAAGGCGCUUGCCCAAAGCCCACACGUCGCUACAGCUUUCAACGAGGACAUCGAGCCGCUUUCAGCAUGGAGAGACGGUGCUCGGGAAGGGGAUGAAACUACAGUACUUUCUGCCACUCGACUCCUCCCACUCCCCCCCUCCCCCCCUCCUCCCCUCCUCCCCUCCCCACCACCCACUUUUCCAUCUGCAUCUGUAAUCGUUGACAGGCUCCCAGCCCACUGCGUUCAGCGGUAAACAGAAGAGUGGCAGCCGCCACUUGCAGCCUCGCCACUUGUCUCGCUGGUGCCGCGUUCGACAAUUUGCUGUAAAAUGGAUCACAGGAGAGACGGGAACCGAGGACGCUCUACUCUACUUCGAAAGUUCAGGACAUGGGGGUCCAGCUCGCCACAUCACCGGGAGAAAUGAUCAACGCACUAGACCUUAAAUGUCUCUGAUCUGCAAUCACCCAUCACCCCGAUCUCGCACAAACCUCUCUCACUCUGCAGACUGAAGUUUGUUGUCCCUGGGAUGAAGCUGGUGAUGUUUGUCUUUCCCCGGUGGCACACCCGGACCAGUGGGAUAGAUUUCCUGGGCAUCCGACUGCACGGCCCAUUGAAAGGAGCUUGGUACUCGGCCAUGACGUGCUCCCGCCAGCCAGCCUUGUCAUCCGGCUUCGGUGGUUUCACCUCCGCCACCCAAAGAUUCGCCCUGCUCUUGCUCUGCGCCAGCGUGGCGGGCAACGCGUCCGUCAUCUGCCCCUCGGUCUGCAUCUGUGCCAGCGACAUCAUUACGUGCACCAAUAAAAAUCUGACCACUGUGCCGAGGACUCUGUACAAAGUCGCGACCAGUUUGGACGUGAGCUACAACAGCAUCAGCCUUCUUGGCUCUAACUGGGCGCCGACCAUGUUGGACAGACUCAAAACCCUCAUCCUCAAUCACAACAGCAUCGGCUUGCUCUCCAAGAGGGCCUUUUGGUCCACCCCUCAACUGAGGUAUCUCGACCUGUCCUCCAACAAGUUGAAACGUUUGGGCAACUCGUCCUUUCAAGGGUUACAUUCUCUGGAGGUGCUGCUGCUGUACAACAACCAGGUCGCCCAGGUCAGCGUUGGGGCGUUCGAGGGUUUGCACAAACUUCAUAAACUCUACCUGAGUCAGAACCUGAUCUCACGCUUCCCGCUAGAGCUGUACAAAGGCUUGUCUAGACUGCCACACUUGGAACUCGUGGACCUGUCCUUCAAUAAAUUGACUUCUGUCCCAGUGCUGCAGCUAACUGCGCUGCCAGUGAAGCAGCAGAGCGGCUUGUACCUGCAUGCCAAUCCAUUUACCUGCGAUUGUUCUUUCUACACGAUGGUCACCUACUGGUAUAAGAGGCAGUUUAGAUCGGCGGUGGACUUCAAAGAAGAUUACAGAUGUUAUUUUCAGCUGGGCGCUAAGAGAAGUGUCAGUGUUUUGCUGAUCCACGACGAUCUUUUGAAUUGCUCUAACAGUGCGGUGAAUGGCUCGUUCCACGCGUUGGGGAUGCUCUACGAGGCGCAUUUAGGGGAGAGGGUGGUGAUCAACUGUGAUAGCAAAAUCCUGGACGAGAACACCAACGUGCUUUGGGUCACACCCGAGAAUGAAACGCUGCAAUCUGGCGUUCAAAGGCAGGGGCCGCAUGUGUUGUUGAACGGCAGUCUGGAAAUCCAGGAGGCGCAGGUUGAAGAUGCGGGGGUCUACACUUGCGUUGCCAUUAACAGCAGGCGCAUGCUAAACGAGACGGUGGAGGUGACACUGAAGGUGCACAACUUCACGCAGAGCAAGCACCGAUCGCACACCUUCAACACGGCCUUCACCACCUUGUCCGCCUGCCUGGCCAGCAUCAUUUUGGUCUUGGUCUACCUUUACCUGACCCCCUGCCGCUGCUGGUGCAAGUCAAAACACAGGCACCGAAAGCCGAAGGAAAACAGCGCCCACUCCUCCAUCCUCAGCGCCACCCCUUCGCAUGAUGCUGGCGCCGACAGGAAAGCCAGCACUUGCAAGCGGGUGGUCUUCCUGGAACCCAUCAAGGAGCCGCUCAAGGGGCAGAACGGGAAGAUGAAGCUGCUCCCCACCAGCCACGCAGUGGCCGAGAAGAUCCUGAAGGCCAACAGAGGCAAGGCGGACGCCGACUCCAUCAGCUCCGUGUUCUCUGAUCACCUCACCGUCUCUUAAUCCUAGCUCCAUGGAUGCGUUUCAGCCAGAGAUACAUUGCUGGCCAUUAGACACGUUGAGAUGACCCAUCACCCAGAGACAUUGGGAUAUCGGGUACAUCUCCCUGCCUUAUGAGAGACGAGAGCAGGAGUGCAGAGAGUUUGUACCUGUCCUGAGCCGUCGUGUCGUCACGGAGAGUAUUUUUUUGCAAACUAGUUCAAUGUCUGUAGCAGCGGAAGAUCCAGAGAAGGCGAGUGCAAUUCUAGCAACUGGAUUUUGCAUAUUUCACUUUACUUUAUCUCAAGUAAUAUCCAAACAAAAACAGCUUGGCGCACUUGUGCGAUGAACCUUUAUACAAGCCGUGACCAUGCCGCAUGCUUGCAAGUAUAAGGUUAAACUGAAAUCGGCCGUCUCGAAGCACGCCUGGGGAUUUUGCUAAAUCCUUAUAAACCAAGAGAAAAACAAUGCCUCGUUAUUGAAUGUCAUGUGCACCGAUACAUAGUAUGCAAUGCUAACUUUAAUAACCAAGGAAGCUAUGUAAAAUGAUAGAUCAGCCGUGCAUUGACUACAAUCUUGCUCCAUACUUUUCUUUUCAUAUACCUUGUGUCAGAAUUACAUUUCUUAAUCCCAAAGACAGGCUGUUUUUCGGAUCAGUUUGUUAUGGAGUCAGUCAUACAGCGUGGAAACAGACCCUUCGGUCCAACUUGCCCACUCCGACCAACAUGUCCCACCUGUUCUACCCGGUUCCACCUGCCUGCGUUUGGCCCAUAUCCCUCUAAACCUGUGUAUCCACGUCCCUGUCUAAAUGUUUCUUAAACGUUACGAUAAUACCUGCCUUAACUACCUCCUCCAGCAGCUGGUUCCAUAUACCCGCCAACCUUUAUGUGAAAAAGUUAUCCCUCAGGUUCCUAUUAAAUAUUUCCCAGCUCACCUUAAACCUAUGUUUGGUCUGGAUGUCCCUACUCUGGGCAAGAGACUCAGUGCAUCUACCCAACAUAUUCCUCUCAUGAUUUUGUACACCUCUAUAAGAUCACCCCUUACCCCCCUGCGCUGCAAGGAAGAGACUUCUAGCCCGCUCAAUAGACAUACAGAAUCUUUAAUUUCCCAGUUGCUAUGUCCACACACAUUUCCUGUUUAAUUUUGUAUUGUAAAUUAAAGUUCUAUACAAAGCUUUACAAUUGGUGCCCAUAUUACUAAGAUGAACGCUAUGGGCAUAAAAUAAUGUCAUUCAUUCACCUAUUGAUCAAGAUUCUACCUAGAGCUUUCAGACCUAGCAGACCUGGCCACAGUCUUAGAAUAAAGAGGAGGCCAUUUAGGACUGAGGCGAGAAAAAACAUUUUCACCCAGAGAGUUGUGAAUUUGUGGAAUUCCCUGCCAUAGAGAGCAGUGGAUGGAUUUAAGAGAGAGUUAGAUAGAGCUCUAGGGGCUAGUGGAAUCAAGGGAUAUGGGGAGACGGCAGACACGGGUUAUUGAUUGGGUAUGAUCAGCCAUGAUCACAAUGAAUGGCGUUGCUGGCUCGAAGGGCCAAAUAGCCUCCUCCUGCACCUAUUUUCUAUGUUUCUAUUUAACUACAAAGAACCAGUUCUAUUCAUGUUACAAUGGAGUAAAUAAAGAUUGCCGUCGUUAAUAGUAACAAUUCAUCAAUGAGAACAUUAAUGGCUGCCAACUGAUGGAAUUAUCUAGAAAACACAUCACUAAAAUACUGGAUUCAUAGCUUGCAAAUGCCAUUCUAUCGAUCGGUAUUCACAAAUGCUGGCAUUAGGCAAUAUCAAUGGGAUGUGAGUUUUAUCAGUUCAUCUUUAGCAACAGAAACUGUCCAGGGAAGGAUUUAAAAGGAAUUCUGAUGUGUCUGUUUAUUUCGGCUUCCUCAAGCAUACUUGCCAUGCUUCUAACCAACACGCAAUGUUGUGGUACCAGGUACAGGCAGUUCUGUCUAACUUCAGAUGUGGAAGUACAACCAAACAAGCUAAUACAAAUACAAUUCUAUCAUCGGUUAUUUCACAUUAUACAACUUAAAUUUAAUUUUACAAACUAUUCCAAACAUAAAUAUGUAUAGUCAGGAACUAAAGUGUUUACUUCGAAUGUGAACUUGUUCAAUUACUAGUUUGUACUGAUGUAUUUCAGAAAAAAAUAUAACAGUCUGUAAAUGCAGUAUUUUGUAGUAUCAAUUUACUGUAGGAGAUAUUUAUCUUUGUUACCAUAAUCUUAGAGAUAUUAUUGUAAAAUGUAUAUGAUAUCUACAAUUCCCUUUGAUAUCUAUUGUCUUGGUUUGUAAUAUCCAGUUCUCAAAGCUGUAGAUUUAAAAUAGACACAUGUUGUUAGAAAUUCAAAAAUAGGCAAAAUUAUGUAUAGGA